AUGUCCGCUGAAGCCGAUGAUUAUGAUUACCUUUUCAAAGUUGUUCUAGUUGGCGAUUCCGGCGUGGGAAAGUCCAACUUACUCUCAAGAUUCACAAGGAAUGAGUUUUGUCUCGAGUCCAAGUCUACAAUCGGAGUCGAAUUCGCAACUAGAACUAUCGAGAUACAAAAUAAAAUAAUCAAAGCACAAAUAUGGGAUACUGCAGGACAAGAGCGCUAUCGUGCAAUAACCAGUGCAUACUACAGGGGUGCAGUCGGAGCUUUACUUGUAUAUGAUGUUACGAAUAAAGACACAUUCGGUAACGUUGAGAAGUGGUUGAGUGAGUUGCGAGAUCACGCCGACGCAAAUAUAGUCAUAAUGUUGGUCGGUAAUAAGUGCGAUCUUGCACAGUUGAGGGUCAUACAGGCCGUGAAGGCGCAACAAUUUGCGGAUACAGAAGAUCUUAUAUUCAUAGAAACAUCUGCUCUUGAUGCUACGAACGUCGAAACGGCAUUUAUCAACGCUCUAUCGAAUGUGUACAAUGUUGUUUCGAAGAAUCAAGCAGUAAACGCAGAAGAAACUUCAAACAAACAGAAUAGAAGUAUACUCAUUUCUGCUGCAGAGGAUGGUUUUCGGCCAAAGUCUAAGUGUUGCAGCACACAAUGA
Molecule: messenger RNA, 645 nt
Organism: Ostreococcus tauri
Lineage: Eukaryota; Viridiplantae; Chlorophyta; Mamiellophyceae; Mamiellales; Bathycoccaceae
Product: Small GTPase superfamily, Rab type
Exons: 6
Coding region: 1-645 (214 amino acids)
Cellular component (GO): endosome
Molecular function (GO): GTPase activity; GTP binding
Source: RefSeq, a predicted model, not a curated record